GUUAUUUCAACUUUUAUUCGGUUUUGGAUAACAAAGUUUGGCUUGGUAUCUGAUAAACAUUCUAGUUCCUAUUAAUUCCGGUUCGAGUAAAUUAGAUAACAAUGCUGUUUUAUUUAUUUAUUUUCUAAAUGACGAUGUUCGUUGUUAUAUUCGAGAGUUGGUUGUUGUGGUUACAGCUUGUGUUAAUGGAAGGGGGUAAACAGUCCAUCUAACUAUAUAUUUCAUAGUUGAGUUUUUUUAUUUGUGUUAUAUUUGUAGUUUGUAGUUAGUUUUGGUAGAAGUGUAUUUUCUUUUACAUAUUUCUGGAUAUAGUGUCCGAGAUUUUAUUGAGUUGGCUGGUGCUUUUGUUUAAUGUUGCAAUUUUUCACGAAAGUUAUUUAGCCAUGGUUGGCAAUUUGACAAUAAUAUUGAUGUGAAGCCUGGAUCGAAGUAGUCCAACACGUUGAUGGAAUUGAUUUAAGAGAGAAGAUAACAAAAGUUCCUCAACUGAACUAACGUUUAGGUACCAUGAGAACAUAGACUUAUGUGCUAUUGGCUCUAUUUUUUAAAAAAUAUUUAAUUUAAGUAAAUAAUUAUAUUUUUAUUAAAUAUUAUUAUUUGUUUUCUUAACCUCCUAUCUUGGAGAGUUAAAUGAAAAAUAUCAGGAAAAGUCUGUUUUUUUUAUUCUUCAAAUGUUGAACACAACCAAGGUUGUGCUUAGCAUUGAGUUUUGACAUUGCAGAAACUUUAGUAACUAAAUGACUAUUUUUAUUAAAUAUUAUUAUUUCUUAUCUUAACAUCCUAUUUUGGAGAGGAAAAUAACAAAAGUCAAAAAAAUUGUUAUUUUUUUCUACAAAGGCUGAACACAACCAAAAUUAUGCUUGGUAUUGAGUUUUGACAUUAUAGAAAGUUUAAUGACUUUAAAUAAAAAUUGUAGUAACUUGAAUGAAUUUAAAUAAAAAUAAAAUUUUAUAGACGACAAAAAAAAAUAUCUUUUAGUGAAUUAAAAAAAGGAAAAGUGGUUUUGAGUGUUGUUAGAAGUGAGCAUCAUUUGAUACCAGUUUUGAGUGUUCUUACAAUACUAUUUUAAAAAACAGAUUCUUAAUUUUUUAAUUAAAAAUUAAGAAAUUGUUUCUUAUAUUUCUCUAAGAACUCCGUCCUAAAAAAUUUCAGGAUAAUGAUGCUCUUAGAAGGGUUAGAGCCUUUUAAAUUAAUAAAUCUGAUUGGAUUAAAAAAAUUCAAUUUAAAGCCUUCAUACUUUUGAAGUAAAUGCGUUUAAUGGCGCUUGCAAACAUAUCUGUCAGUUUCAAUUUUCCGCCACUACAAUCUUCUACCUCUUCCACAUUCACCAUUUUAAUCUCGCUUAGGCACCUCUUCUACUGAUUCUUCUUUGGCAAUGAAUGACUCCGGCUACUCUAUUUGAUCCAAUGAUUAAUAUAUGCCAGCCAUCUCUUGAACAUUAUGGUUUAUCAACAGAGGAUAGAGAUUCAAGGGGAAACUCUUAUCAGGUGCAAAAAGACCAAAGAGGUUCCUCAGUUCUUAAAGUUUAAUGCCACCUCAAGCUUCAGAGUGAUCUCUUUCUCUCUCUCUCUUGCUCUUUCAAAAUUCUAAAAAAUUGAUUUCACUUGAGAGCAUAUGAAAGUUUGUGCGAAGAGCAAAAAGAUGGGAGGGUUUCUGGAAUCAGGCUACACGCUCAUUAAGGAACAAAAACGAAUAUUGGAAAUAAAGCUUGCCAAGGAAUACAUGAAGAACAUUGACAAUUAAUUCUAAACACAACGAUUUUUUCUUGUUCUCAUUUUUAAAGUCUACUGAUAAGUUAAAACAUGACUAACUCGCGCUAUAGAGUUUACUUUUACCAAAACCAUGAGCAUUGGAAUCUAAGAAGAGGAACUGCACAGUACAUAAGCAAUUGAAAAUAGGUAUUUUGUUAAUUUUGACUGCAGCGAUCCAAAAGUUGAAAAAAACAAUGUAUACAACUUUUAAUAAAAGUUAACAAAGGCUCUUGUGAAACAGCUUGCAAUCUAUAUUAGCAGAAGCUUCCCGAAUUUAAAUUGUAUUUUUGACCAUAACAAUACCAGUACAUAAUCUUUGGAGAACUCGUUGGAGUUCUUUACCUUCUUGCCAUGCAUGUCCUACACAUACACCUACACCUAUAUGUUGUAUGUAUAUCACGACUCUGUAGUUGAGUGGAUAAGGAUGCUUGGCUGCAAAAUUAAGUGAAAGGAAAAAUAAACAUAUGAGUUUAGAGACACUCUUCUCUAUGCUAUUCUCAAAACCUAUGAUGUGAGCAAGUAAUCAAACCAUAUAUGAUAACUGAUAUGUGUCGUGUAAUGCAAGCGAACACUAAUUUUUUUGUGUCUGCAUGGAAAAUGGAAACGCCUAAUGUAAGCAAUGAAUCUUACCUGGUCGAGAGAACUCAUGUGGGUAAUCUUCAAUAGCAAGUAGCCAAUAACAAAAUCUGCAGGCAAUGUCACAUGGUUCUUCUGUGCCAUAUCGUCCAUAGCUUCUGUGACCUAGAAGUAUAGCGAGCUGAAAGCAAUGGCAAGGGUUGAGACUAUCGGUCCACCUGCAUGAUGGCAUUAUAGAGAUGUUAGUUAAACAUAUAUAGCAACAGACAGUCAUUCACUCCAAAAAGGCUUUGAAACAGAUCAAUAUCGAAAAUCAUUUGUUCAGGAUCAAUUUAAAAAUCAAAACACAGAGACACUGUUUUGUGUCUAGGCUACAAAAAAAACAGAAUGAGCUGAAAAGCGUGAUACAUAAAAACAUAAUUUGAGUUUAUAACCCAUUACGAGGAUAUUGUGGACAUCUCUAUCUACUACACAUGACUUUAGUGUAAGAAUCGCAUUCCCUCUCCUUAAUCUGACAGAUCCCUUCUCUUACUUUCAUUUCCACUAAGUUAGUACAUAGCUCCUUCCUUGAGGAUGUGUUCGAAUGUGUAGAGGCUACGCACGGUGACGUAACCUUGAAUGAACGGUUUUUGUCAUGAGGAAGAUGAAUCAAGAGGAGGGUGAAGCUAAUAAGAUGCGGUUUUAUCGACGUUAAUGCUUGGAUAAAUGGAUCUACUUGCGAAAAGAUGUAAAAGUUACAGAGACGUUGUUUCUAGGAUUCAAGAUCCCAAGAAUCGUCGUUUAAAGGCAGAAACUGUGGGUGAAGAUUGACCAAACCCUAAUAACAAUUGGGCCUAAGAGAACAAUAUUCCAGUUAACAAAUUUCAUUGUUUUAUAAUCGUAAAAGAGUUAAAAACAAGAUGCCAGCUGGCGCAAAAUACCCCUAUCUCUUUGCUGAUGUGAAGGCAUGAGAAAGAAAGUAAGUUUACUUUAUUAUUAUACAUAGAUAUAUAUAGAUAGAUAGAUAUAUAACAUAUAUUUUUGAUUUUUUCUAUAUGAAGAAAGAUAAGGUCAAAAAUAUCUAAUCUAAGAAAGGAUUACACCUUUAUCUUAUUUUACUUACCUCUUUUAUAUAUGCAAAUACAAUUCACUUUUCACAAAUAUGAUCCUUUGCGAUUUAUUACCCUAAAUGGUUUAAACAAAUACAAUUCACUUUUCACAUUUUAUUUAGGCUCUUAUAUAUAACUCUAUUCACUUUUCACCCAUGUAAGCCUUCUCUCUCUUGCUAUUUUGUAGAAUUGUUGUUAAUUUGAACUCCCCUUCUUAUUUUCUCUCUUAAAGUUACUACCAUUACCCUAAAUCCCUUUCAAACCAAACAUAUUUCAAGAAACACAAAAAGAGAAAAAUAUGCCUCUAAGCAACAAUGUAAUAGGUUGCAUAAACUUCAUUGCCGUCCUCCUCUCACUUCCGGUCAUCGGCGCCGGAAUCUGGCUCGCUAUGGAAACAGUGAACUCAUGCGUCAAGAUCCUUCAAUGGCCAAUAAUAAUCCUCGGAAUCUUGAUCCUCCUAGUGGGUCUCGCGGGUUUCAUUGGAGGGCUCUGGAGAAUCACUUGGCUUCUCGUCAUCUACUUAAUUGCAAUGCUUGUUCUUAUCGUACUUUUAGGUGUUCUUAUCGGAUUUAUUUACAUGGUUACUAUUAAAGGCUCUGGUCAUCCAGAACCAAGUAGAGCUUAUCUUGAGUAUAGUCUUCAAGACUUCUCUGGUUACUUACGUCAAACAGUUGAGAAAUCUUACAAAUGGGAUAGGAUUAGUACUUGUUUGAGUACUACUAACAUUUGUCCUGAACUAAACCAGAGAUUCAGUGUGGCUCUGGAUUUCUUCAAUGCUCAUCUUAGUCCCAUUCAAUCUGGUUGUUGCAAACCCCCAACAAAAUGUGGCUUCACGUUUGUGAACCCUACUUACUGGAUAAAUACGAUGAAUGGGUCUGCAGACAUGGAUUGUCUACAAUGGAGCAAUGUUCAAAACACUUUGUGCUACAGUUGUGACUCUUGCAAAGCCGGUUUGCUCGCAAACCUCAAGAUAGAUUGGUUAAAAGCAGAUAUCCUUCUCCUUUUGGCACUUAUCGGUCUAACAAUCGUUUAUAUAAUCGGCUGUUGCCCUUUUCGAAACUCGAAAACUGAGGGUUAUACUGAUAUAUGAUCGGGAAGAGAAGUUUAGUGGCAAAACUGUGGUGACGUUUUCGUCAAAAAAAAAAAAAAACUGUGGUGACGUUUAUUAAAUUAUAGUUUCAAUAUAAAAAUAAAAUUUUAUUAAAUAAUUGGAUUUCCUGUCAUUUAGUUUCUUUUAUGUUUUUGCCAAUGCAGUCUUUUACGUUUCCAAUCAAUAUACCUCGCAAAAUAACAAUUAGCGACAAACAUCUUUUUCAUCUUUUGAAUACAUUUCCAACCGUAAUGCAAAAUUUUGUAUAUUGUUGUUAAGUUUUAUUUAUGUAUUUUCAACCAUAACAUAAAAAUAAUAUUAUAUUUUAUUAAUUUUGGUUUUAAUAAUUUUAAUACAUAGAUUAAUUGUAAUUUAUUAAUGGGAUUUUUACUCAUAACAAAAAGUCAAAUGAAAACUACACUAUGACUUUUUUAGAACUUUCAUUUGAUCUAUUCAACCUAGAAAUCUCCUAUAUAUUAUUUGAAAAUUAUUUAAAAAGUUGUAACUUUAAGUUUGUACUAAUUAAAAAGAGACUCUGUUUAAGU
Messenger RNA from Brassica napus (rape), 5050 nucleotides. RefSeq names its product protein TORNADO 2-like. Gene Ontology annotation, biological process: auxin-activated signaling pathway. Bases 3714 to 4505 code for a protein of 263 amino acids. Gene Ontology annotation, cellular component: plasmodesma; plasma membrane. The transcript has 2 exons. The record is from RefSeq and is a predicted model, not a curated record. NCBI's taxonomy places the organism in Eukaryota, Viridiplantae, Streptophyta, Magnoliopsida, Brassicales, Brassicaceae.